GAAAGGUCAACCGUGUCGAUGACGUCGUCUGUGGCAACGUUAUUCGCUUGUGCAUUCGGGCGGUUGAAAUAGUCUCUCGAUGACUACUGAUGCUUGCGUGUCUGAGGUCUAAGUCUGCCGGACGGCAACCAGAAGAGAAGAUACAAGAAUUUCCGAAGUCAGUCCGUAAGGAUAGUCGCUUAAGGAAGUUCGCAAGGCGGGUUGUUCGUUUUUUCAGUCAGCCGCUGCCCCCUCGGCUCAGCUGGACAGUCAGGCAGCUUGAUCGACCCGAAGAUUCGUUUGACUUUCUGAAAUACGAGUGGAAUAAUUUCACCAAGAUGCCGAGGGCGGAGUCGCCCACGUCGAAACAAUUCCUUCACAUGUCGGAGGUUAUAAUGGAGAAUGGUUACAUGCUGGGGCCGAAGAUUGGUUCGGGUAGUUACGCGAAGGUUCGACUGGUCGAGAGAAUUUCGGAUGGGAAGAUCCUGGCAGCGAAGGUAAUUGAUCGAGAGAAGGCCCCCGCGGAUUAUGUUCAGGACUUUAUGCCACGGGAACUGGAGAUUGUGCAGAGCAUCAAACACGAGCACGUGGCUCAAGUCCAGGAGAUCAUCGAGACUGACAAAUCAGUGUUCAUCAUAAUGGACUACGCUCAGAAGGGAGACUUGCUUGAGCACAUCAUGAACAAUGGUGCGCCCAAAGAGAAGGAGACAAAGAAAAUGUUUCGGCAGAUUGUCAGCGCAGUAAACUACCUUCAUGAAAUAGGGGUCGUGCACAGGGACUUGAAAUGCGAGAAUAUACUCAUAAAGAAAAAUAUGGAUAUAAUUAUCAGCGAUUUCGGCUUCUCUCGUAGGUUUGAUCAGAACAAUAAGCCCAGCAAGACCUUUUGUGGGAGCGCGGCCUAUGCUUCUCCUCAGCUGAUAAAAGGAACUCCUUAUGAUCCUCGUCAGAACGAUGUAUGGAGUUUAGGGUGCAUCUUGUUCAUAUUGACCUGUGGAUCUAUGCCGUUUGAUGACAGCAACAUCAAGAAAAUGGUACAGAGACAGAAGGAUGGGGUUUGCUUUCCAUCCAAGGUCAAGGAUAAGAUCAACCCUGAUGUCAAGGCUUUGAUAAAGAGAAUACUGGAGCCAGAUACUACCAAACGGUAUACCACAACCGACAUUUUGAACAAUAUCUGGCUUUGCUCCCAAACUGAAAGUAAGGAAGACGAAGAGCGGGCCCAACCAUUUUCUUUGCGCUAGUGUGUUUUUAUCUGAGUUAAUCUUCACCGUUAUGCAUAUACACAUCCUUGCAUGAUCUCAGUUUGCUUGGAUUCACUACUAAAUCAGACAAACAUUAUAUAUCUAUUAAAUAUUCCUUUGUAUUGUUUUCGGGUUAACAUUUCAUGCAAUGCCAGGAUGAGCAUUUAGCUACGUCAAACAAGGUGUAUCUGUAAAAUAGAAACAAUUUUUUAAAAGAUCAUGUUCUGUUUGGACGCAGUAUUUUUUUCUUAAUUCAUCAAUGGACGUUGUUGGAACUUUUUUCAAAUUUCCAUGCCCGGUUGAAUGAUUAUUUGUAUAUAUGUCAUUUAGAAAGUGGUCAAAUGGAACAAAUGUUAUAUUUUGGAAAUCACUUUCUUGGUAAAGUACAGAUUCUUGUACUU
This is a messenger RNA of Haliotis rufescens (red abalone), 1618 nucleotides long. RefSeq names its product testis-specific serine/threonine-protein kinase 3-like. Gene Ontology annotation, biological process: intracellular signal transduction; protein phosphorylation; microtubule cytoskeleton organization. The transcript has a single exon. The record is from RefSeq and is a predicted model, not a curated record. Gene Ontology annotation, molecular function: protein serine/threonine kinase activity; tau-protein kinase activity; ATP binding. Gene Ontology annotation, cellular component: cytoplasm. The coding region runs from base 90 to 1217 and encodes 375 amino acids. NCBI's taxonomy places the organism in Eukaryota, Metazoa, Mollusca, Gastropoda, Lepetellida, Haliotidae.